Mesocestoides corti is the source of this 483-nucleotide messenger RNA. Lineage: Eukaryota; Metazoa; Platyhelminthes; Cestoda; Cyclophyllidea; Mesocestoididae. The record is from the annotation of a GenBank genome assembly.
AUGGUCCAGGAGCUGAUUGUGUCGACUGCCUCCAAAGUUGAAAGAAUGAAAAUGAAGUCUCUCUGCUCGCGAAACCGCCUUGAAUCUGUCGCCAGAAAGAGAGCGGAACAACGAGAACUACUGGAAUCUGAAGUUCUUGAAGCUCGAAUUGAAUGCGAAAGGCACACGGACCAAAAACUGCGUCUCUGCGUGCAUAAUGAGGCCUGGCCUCAGCAACCUGGGCAUCAUUUGUUUUUCAAACGAGGCAGAGGUGGGUGGGGAGGGGGUGUUGCGAAGGGGAAAACGUGGGCAACGAAAGCAGAUGCACAAGCCGGCAGUCUCGUCCAUGAGCCACGUGACCGUGCACCGCUGGUCCGAGGUUCGAGUCCUGCGGAGAUUGCUGCCCUUCUGAUGGAGUCUGGACUCCGGGUGCAGCUUCAGUCGCUGGAGCGGGUGGAGGCGGAGCAGAAGGAAUUCAUACACAACUUCUUGAUGGAUCGAUAG